Neoarthrinium moseri is the source of this 894-nucleotide messenger RNA. RefSeq lists its product as uncharacterized. The transcript has 2 exons. The record is from RefSeq and is a predicted model, not a curated record. Bases 1 to 894 code for a protein of 297 amino acids. Lineage: Eukaryota; Fungi; Ascomycota; Sordariomycetes; Amphisphaeriales; Apiosporaceae.
AUGCCGUCCUCCGCCCACCUCCUCGGCGCAUUCGUGCUGCUGGCCCGUCUGGCGACGGCGACAGUCCCGCAUCACGAGAGCGCACUUCCGUCGUAUCUCUACGGCGCUCCCAUAUCGGUCGAGUGCAUGAACCGCAGCAUAGAAACCGGCGAGCACAUCCAGGACGCCCACGACGAGAUCCAAUGGAUCCCGUUCCCCGUGUGCAGCGAGACCUCGAAGCCGCUCGAGUUCCACUACGGCGUCGAGGCCGAGGUGAACUGCACCAUCCCCAUGAUCGACGACCCCUUCUUCCACCUGCUCGAGUUCUACAUCCACAGCGACGCGCCGCUGGCCUGCCGCCUGCCCUCGCGCCCGCCCGCCCACGUCGAGGCCGUCGGCGAGAAGCCCCACAAGAUGGAGUACGUCCCGCUCGUCUUCGCCCUGGCCGGCACCCUGCAGCUGAGCCAUCUGCACAUCAGCACGCACCUGAACGUGCUGCUGCACAGCACCCCGAAGCACCACAUCCACCCGCACGACUCGGGUGUGCUCGACUCCGGCGCCGCCUACAGCACGAGCCCCCUGAGCCACAUGGAGGGCAGCCAGACCAAGAGGCUGGUCAUUGGGGACCCCUUACCCCUGAGCUUCAGCGUUCGGUGGUUCCCGACGCCGUCGCUGCCCAAGACCGAGGGCAAGGUCGAAUGGCAGGGCAUGGGCGGUCACAUUUACGCGAGCACAAUAUUCUACGGCCUCGUGUCGUUCAUCGCGGGAGCUCUGGCGAGCACAAUGUACUUCUUCGGGGUCGUCUUGCCCAAGAAGUUAAAGGGCAGAGGACUGGGAGGCGCAACACCACUUGGGUACGGGAUGAACGGCAAGGGUGUCGGCAACGGAUGGGGCAUCUCCAAGAGAAUCGAUUGA